Gavia stellata (red-throated loon) is the source of this 2693-nucleotide messenger RNA. RefSeq names its product nuclear cap binding subunit 3 (gene NCBP3). Gene Ontology annotation, cellular component: cytosol; nucleus. The coding region runs from base 1 to 1815 and encodes 604 amino acids. The transcript has 13 exons. NCBI's taxonomy places the organism in Eukaryota, Metazoa, Chordata, Aves, Gaviiformes, Gaviidae. Gene Ontology annotation, molecular function: RNA 7-methylguanosine cap binding; mRNA binding. The record is from RefSeq and is a predicted model, not a curated record.
AUGGCGGCCGUGCGGGGCCUGCGGAUCUCGGUGAAGGCGGAGGCAACGGCUACAACGGCGGAGCCCCGCGGCCCGGAGCCUGAGCCUAUGGAAGUGGAAGAGGGCGAGCUGGAGACCAUCCCUGUGAGGCGCUCGCUCCGGGAGCUCAUUCCGGACACUAGUAGGAGAUAUGAAAACAAAGCUGGAAGUUUCAUUACUGGAAUAGAUGUAACGUCCAAGGAAGCAAUUGAGAAAAAGGAACAAAGAGCAAAACGCUUUCAUUUUCGAGCUGAAGUGAAUCUCGCCCAAAGGAAUGUGGCGCUGGAUCGGGACAUGAUGAAGAAAGCCAUUCCUAAAGUGAGACUGGACACAAUUUACAUUUGUGGGGUGGAUGAGAUGAGUACACAGGACAUCUUUGCCUAUUUCAAAGAGUAUCCUCCUGCUCAUAUUGAGUGGUUGGAUGAUACCUCAUGUAAUGUGGUCUGGCUUGAUGAAGUAACAGCAACACGGGCUCUAAUAAAUAUGAGUUCCUUGCCUGAUCAAGAGAAAACAAAAAGCAGAGAAAACAAUGAGGAGAAGACAGCUGAAAAAACCAAGAAAGAAAAACAGGAGGAAAGUUCUGAUGAUGAGACAGAAGAAGGCGAGGUUGAGGAUGACAAUCCAAGUGAUGUUGAGUUGGAUGCCCUCUCCCAGGUAGAAGAGGAUUCUCUCCUGCGUAAUGAUCUUCGCCCUGCCAAUAAACUGGCUAAAGGAAACAAGCUAUUCAUGAGAUUUGCUACUAAAGAUGACAAAAAAGAGCUGGGAGCUGCAAGGCGAAGCCAGUAUUACAUGAAAUACGGCAAUCCAAAUUAUGGAGGCAUGAAGGGGAUUCUUAGCAAUUCUUGGAAACGAAGAUACCAUUCACGUCGAAUCCAUCGGGAUGUGAUAAAGAAAAGGACGCUUAUUGGGGACGAUGUUGGCUUGACUCCUCCUUAUAAACAUCGUCAUUCAGGCUUAGUAAAUGUUCCUGAGGAGCCUAUUGAGGAGGAGGAAGAGGAGGAAGAAGAUCAGGAUAUGGAUGAAGAUGACAGGGUUGUAGUAGAGUACCGUGAUGAACUGCAAGCUUUCAAACAGUCCCGAGACCGCAGUGCAGCAAGACGAUCGAGUGCUAGUGCAUCUGAUUCUGAUGAAAUGGACUAUGAUCUUGAACUGAAAAUGAUAUCAACACCCUCUCCCAAAAAGAGCAUGAAAAUGACAAUGUAUGCAGAUGAGGUGGAAUCACAACUGAAAAAUAUUAGGAAUUCCAUGCGAGCAGAUAGCAUAGCAACCAGCAACAUCAAAAAUCGGAUUGGCAGUAAAGGAUCAUCAGAGAAAGUUGCAGAUGUAAGACUACUGUUAGAAGAAAAACGUCAAAAUAAUACUGGGUCACGUCAGCCAAACAGCACUGUAAAAUCAGAUGUGCGGCAAAGACUGGGAAAAAGACCACAUUCUCCAGAAAUUAAACCUCCAAGUAGUACCUCUGCUCCUCGUCGAGAACCAAUAUCAGAUGUACACAGUCGGUUAGGAAUCCCCAAGCAAGAUGUAAAAGGCCUCUACUCUGAUACCAGAGAGAAGAAGUCAGGUAAUUUAUGGACCCGAUUAGGGUCUGCUCCGAAGACACAAGAAAAGACUUCAGAUAAACCUGAAAACUCUGUGGCAUCUCCAGAGGAAGAUGAUUCAGAGCUCCAGCGGGUUUGGGGUGCUCUCAUUAAGGAAAAAGAACAGUCUCGGCAAAAAAAGAGUCGAUUGGAUAAUUUACCAUCUCUACAAAUUGAAAUCAGCCGAGAAAGCAGUUCUGGAUCAGACACUGAAUCAUGAUUGGUUUUACAUUCUGUUCCUCAAGAUUGUGACUCUGCAGUGUGGCAAGAUUUCCUUUGCCCAAAAGCUGGACACUGGCAAAGACUGCAGUGAAGGUUCCAGAAGUGUCUCUUCCUUUUAUACAAAAAUAGAGAUAUACCACUUGAAACGUAAAGCAAUCACGUUUGUCUGGAGUCUGUGGUUGGCCCUGGGUCAUGUAGGGCAUUGUCAUACAUGUUUAUUACAGCAAACCUGUAGUUAAUUCUAGCAAAACACUUUCCCCCAAGCUUUGAACUUAAAAGAAGAGGCAGAAAUGCUCUGUAUUUUUAAGACGACCUUUUUGUUCUUAAUAUUUUUAACAUGGAGCCUUUUAACAAAAUAUUUUACACAGUUCAUCCAAAGAACAGGGCAUUUCAUAAUGAGUGUCAUUGCCUUGCCCUUCUGGCUCUUACCAGCACCUUUCCUUUCCUCUUGAAGUAGUAACAAUAAUGCUUCCUGGGUAGGCAGCCAGCAAGGAUGAAGCCUGAAGGGACUAUCAUGUUCCCUUCCUCCAAAAUACUGAAUGUAAAACUAAGUUACAUGUUUUAGUACAGUGAAAUUUCACAUAGUAUCCGAGUAGCAUCACUGCUCUCAAGGAAUUCUGCUCAUUUAUUUUGGUGAUGCUAUGUUCUGCUGUAGCAGGGAUUGAGAUGUUCAAGACUGCGAAGUUGAAUGUUUGAGAAUUGUGUAAAUUCCUGAGGGUUUAAUUUUUUUUUUUUGUUACAUGGUGAGAAAUUCUAUUUCUUUCAUUUCAUCUGUAUUAUGUUUUGAAGGAAUCUAACAAUUUAAAAACAUACACUUUUAUAUUUGUGAGAAUUUUCCUGUUGGCCACGGUGAAAGCUAUAGUGGUGUUUUCCUAU